UAUAAGUGGUCGUUGUUUAAAAAAGUAACAAAAAUGGCGUAAUUUGUGAGAUGUCAGUUCAGUGAAAAUGUAAAAUAAAUAAAAAUGUUUAACCGUGUAAAAUAUGUGAUUUUGUUUGUAUCCGUCCUAUUAAUAAGUUUGAAAAUAUGUACCAGUGAUCUCCAAAUACCCUCAUUGACACUCUACAGUCCUGGGGCAGUGGAGUACAUAGAUGUACUUGUGAGACGGGUGCAUGAUAACCUUACAUUGGUUUGUGCCACUCGUGGAGAUAAUACUGCAAGAGCCUAUGUGUGGAAUUAUGUUGGGAAUAAUACCGGGGCGAGCACUUUCACAGUAUCACCAUCAGGUCUGGCCAGCAGCAGUCAAUUGGAGAAGUAUGACCUUCAGCUGACAGACAGUGGUCACUACAUGUGCUCAUCGCCACCAUUUAGCAUCACUAAGUAUUUAUUAGUGCAGAAGAGAGGCUCGCAAUGUGCCCGCGGAGCUUUCUCUUGCGGCGCUCGUUGCGUUUUGCCUCGGUACGUGUGUGACGGAAAACCAGAUUGCGCACGCGGCGAAGACGAAGCGCUCGACAUAUGCCCACCGCAGCCAUGUCUGAGAAAUGAUCGCCUGAACUGCUCAACUGGCAGGUGUAUACCGGAAGCGGCGUGUUGUCACACAGCGGAUGUCCUUUGUCAACAGGACAGUUGCUGUUCAGAGCAUCCCAGAUUUGCACGGCUUGAUGAAGGCGACGAAGUACUCGAAUAUACUCGCACUGAAGACAGACACGCCACAGACGAUCUCACAUUCAUACAGUCCACUAUAUAUACGGUCACAGCUUGCGCCCUCAUCUUCAUGAUAGCAGUAGUGCUGUUGGUAUCGGCACUGUGCAAGAUGCACAUGAAGAGAGCCGCUUUACGCGGUUAUGCGCAUGCGCAUCGCGAUACGGCGCAUCACUAUUCGGCUCGCUACCCUCCGCGUUACGAAUCUACGCGACUUUUAGAUCUACCCUCUUUAAGUCCUACGCGGCAGCAGACACAGUGUGAACCCGAAAGCGCGACUUCUACGCCGAUGUGCGAAGUCACGAAUCCAGUCAAUUCUGGCUUCGCUCUUUCACGGCUCGGCUCCAUGUUUUGUACUAGAUAUUCUCAGGUUCCUACUCAAGGUGACGUGGAAAUGACUGACGUGAGAUCCACUUCGCUGAACAAUUCGCCAACGCGGAACCCACCUUUGGACUAUCGCUCGCCAAUUCCCAGUUCCGAAUUAUAUUACACGAACCCGGACCUUACCAACUUAGGUCGGGACCUCAAUUACAUGGCGACGCCGAUAGAAUUCUUCAGACGGCGUAAUCUACGUCGGAACACCUUAGAUAGGGUCAUAGACCAGUUGACUCACGCCCCAAGACCGCUGACGCUGCAGCUGGGGAGGUUCCAGCUCAGCAUACCGAGGUUCAACCGUCGCGACCCUCGGCCGGACACGCCGGACAUCGCCGAAAUUAAUAUAGACAAUCUAGAUUUCGUGCGUCUCAACUCUAACGACACGUACACUUUGAACGGCAGGACCAUUCGCUUGUUGGGGGCGGACUUUGAGAACUACCCGCAUCUGGACGGGAAUCGACCCCCUCCGUACAACGAGGCGAUGAGGUACAAAAUAUACGGACCUCCCCCGGAGUAUUUGAGCAGGGAGGGUAUCAAUAGGGAGAAUGAGGCCACGAAUAACAUUGAAAUGCCGCCGUGCUACGACGAUUUGGGUCAAAACAGUAAUAACGGUAAUUCCGGUCACAUUACCGGUACUUCCACGAGUAAUUUUGCGUUUUGUAACGGUAAUAGUACAAGAGGUAAUGAAGCAACCGCCGGUAACGUCUCGAGUACCGAAAAUGAUGCAAACGGUAAUAUUACGAAUUCUCAAAUAGAAAAUGUAAAUAAUAAUAUUCCAGAAACGAUCAGUUCCGUUAUAGAUAACUUGCCAGCCAUAGACAGUGAUUUUAACGCUAAUGACAACGUCUAUAACGAGACCGUAGUUGCCGAAUGAGGGUAGAUUGAUAGAUUAAUUUAAAAUAGAGGGUUCCAUAGAUAGAAUCAAAAAUAAAUUCAAGUAUAAAUAAACGGAUCGAUAGUUAAUGUUAAAAAAAUAGUUUUUAUUAAAGCUCUCGGGCCCACAUAGAUAUAAAUAAAUAAUAAAAGAGACAUUAAUUUCAUUUUGUUAACUUUUUGUUAUAUAAAUACGUGAGUGACGUGACAAAUUUAACGUUAUUUAAAUAAUGUAUAUGAUUAAGAUUACUUUUACGCGUUUGACAAAAUGCAACAAAUCUAUGGACCACUCUAGGAACUUCCUCACCUUAUUUGCCCACGUAAGACACGUUUUGGCCACAUUUGCCACAUACGUCUAUUGUGCCUUAGCUACCCACACAUUAGUUUUGCACAUAAAGUAGUAGAUUUCUAUAAUGUUUCAUGUACGCAAAGUUUUGUAAUAUAUUUUUAUGUCAGUGAGUCGCUAAAAAGGCUGUUUAGACACGAACAACUUUGAAGUUAACGUUUCGUUGUCAUAGACUUUUUAGUGCACUGACAACUGUCAACUGUCAUAGACUAUAUUGAGCUUAAAGUGUACAAUGUAAAUGCCAAUUAAAUAUAGGGCUGCUGGGAUUUUCAUGAAAGUAGCCCCUUUUAACCGUGUCAUAUUCAAACUUAGGCUUAGAAAUCACCCGCUCAUCCAGAGACACAUCAUUAGAAUUAAUUUUUAAAGUCCUUUGCCAAUGUCUUUCUGUGAUUGUUGUCAACGAAUGAGUUGUCUUGCCUCUAAGCUGCUUUGGCAAUUUCUGUUGCCCACAGAAACAUUUAUUAUUUCAAAAAAUGAGUUCAUGUGUUGCUAUGAAGCUAUAAGAGUGAGCCAGUUGUCAUACUUAUGGACAAAAAAAUGAAUUUUGAAUGAUUCUGUUCUGAAAUGAGUAUUUCUUCUUGGUUAAAUAGAUCUGUAGGUAUUCCGGCUGAUUGUUACCUACAAUUGUAAAAUAAUGCUUUGGCAUUUUAAGAAUACACACAAUAAUGUUCAUUUGACAUAUUCUGCAUUCAAAUCACAAGAUGGCAUUGUGUGCGCAAUUAAACUGUCAUAUUGUAUAUGGAUAUCUUUACACAAAUAUUUUUAUUCACUUUUAGAUUCCCAAGCUAUAUGUCUGCGUUCAAUACAAAAAAAACUGGUUUUCAAAAAAUUAUUUCUUAACAGUAAAUAGUUUGUUACUCCUUCGUAAAAUACUCAUAUGUAUAUAUUCUUUUAAUAGUUUAGUCAAUUUUAAGUAAAUUAACUGAAAAUAAAUUAAAUACCGCCAUUAUAAAGUUUGCUUUUAACUGGUUUUAUGUUUUUGUUUAAUUUACUUAAAAUUGAUUCAACUUUACUUUAAGUUAAGCCAUUUUCGUUCGUAAGUUUAGAUGAAUUACGAUUUUAAUAUAUCGCGGGUACGAUAAGUUAUGGGGUGUCCUGAAAGUAUUCAGAAACAAACCUAUUUACUUGGAAAGCCCUAUAAACAUUUUAUAUUAAUUUAACUGAUUUGUCAAUUUAUUUUCUGAUUUCAAACAAAUGUUUACUUAUUUUAAAACAGAAUUGAAGAAAAAAUUAUAAGGAUACCCUGUAACAUAAACGAUUAAAUAUGUGAAUUGCACUUUGACAAAUAUACAUAAUAUUAACAUAAAUUGGAGAUUUUGGUAGAACUAAACUGCCAAAUUCAUAAAUGUGAAAUUUCUCAAAUAAUUCUCUCAGUAAGAGUAACUAGAAAAGAGUAUGUGAUCUGCAGAAACUGAACAAGGAUUUGUCUCGGGUAUUAAUCCCAUUUAUGUACGAGACAAAUGCUAAAUGAGAUGUAUGUUGGUCUGUUAACAUGUAAAAGACUUUGGAGAAGGUUAGUUGUGUAAAGAAAGUCUCCAAUAUAUCUAUAAAUGAGGAGUAGUCAUCUCGGAAAUAAGAUCUCUGAAAUGUGCGAAUUGCAUUUUCUUCAGAAUAUACAGGAGAAUACCAUUAGGGCGACGUCCCAUGAUCUAAAACGUUUAAAAUAGUGAAAUUCGCAAAAAUAAAUGUAAAUUUUUAUGUUCAAGAAAAAAUUUUGAUUCAAUUGAGUUGUGUAUCGUUAAGAAAUCUUAAUCAAAAACACGUAUUUAAUCUUAUUACUUCUGUAUUUUGAAGACAAAUGUAUCAAUAAAAUUUAAAAUUCCGACCAAAUUGCUUUAUGUAAAAAUAAGUGUAAAUAAAUGUGUUAGAUUUUCUAUGUCAAAUAGUCAUCGCCGUUUCGAUUGUUUGCCUGUUUCAUAAUUGGAUAGAUUAAGUUAAGAGAGGAAAUUGCCAUAGACAAGAAAAAGAAAAUUAAAUUGUGGUGUUUUUUUUUCAUUAGCGCCAUCUAAUGACAGGGUUAUGAAGUAUUUGUGAUAUUUUGAGAUCGUAGUUAUGAAACGGGUACUCGCUUUGAUUGUUCCAUAGCUUUCGCACAAAAAUGUACUUAAGAAUUUCGGAAUUUCUAAUCAUUUUCAUGACAACGAAAUACAAUAAUUGAACAUAUCAUUGAAUUGUUUAGUAAUUAUGCUUAUAGCGUUUAUGUUUGUUUGUUCGUUUGUAUGUCACGGAUAUAAAUGUUUUGGAAGAUGCCAAAAAUCAUCAGUUUGUUAAAUGUCAGAGUUUAUCUGUUCUGGCAACUCUUUGAUAUCAAGCAAUGUCGGAUUAACUUAAAAUAUAAGUUAUCUUUAAUAUACAAACUUGAUUUUUGUCUUUUUUAAGUGAAAAUGUUCAGCCUUGUAAGGAUAAGUGAAAUGAAAAAACUCAAACACAAACAAACAAACGAACAUAAACUUUCAUUGUAUAAAAUUAUGUUCAUAAACGAUUGUUAUAGUACAAAAUAUACUGAUGCCUUACCAUUGUUAGUGUAAUAAAUAUUGUUUUA
Messenger RNA from Pieris rapae (cabbage white), 4897 nucleotides. RefSeq lists its product as uncharacterized. The record is from RefSeq and is a predicted model, not a curated record. Lineage: Eukaryota; Metazoa; Arthropoda; Insecta; Lepidoptera; Pieridae. Gene Ontology annotation, molecular function: protein binding. The transcript is spliced from 10 exons. The coding region runs from base 85 to 2010 and encodes 641 amino acids.